CGCUCUUUGCCGACGCAAGCUCUUUCGGCGCCCAGCAAGCAGCGACCCCGAACAUCGGUCGGGACAUGGCGACUGCGCCAACGACCCUCGUCUUCGACAUUGACGACACUCUCUACGACGUCGCCUGUGGCUUCACCACGCAUCGCAACAGCGACGCCGUGUACGACUUUAUGGUCAAGGACUUGGGCUUCGAGAGCUCGGCCGCCGCAAAGGCGCUGCGCGACGAGUACUUUGCUCGCUACCACUCGACGGUCAAGGCGCUCACCGUCGCCGAGGCCGAGGGCAAGCUCCCUGAGGGCGCGUGCUUUGAUGCGGCGGCGCUCUCCGAGUGGUGGGCCACGCGCCUCGACUUUGAGCGCUACCUCAAGCCAGACGAGGCGCUCAACGAGAGUCUCCGCCGCUCGCCGCUCACUCUCGUAGCAUUCACCAACGGGCCGCGGCGCUAUGCCGCUCGCGUGCUCGAGGCGCUCGGGUUGCGCGACCUCUUCCCCGACGAGCGGCUCUUUGCAGUCGAGGAUGUGAUGCCCGCCUGCAAGCCGGAGCCGGCCGCCUUCGCCGCCGUGCUGGAGAGAGUCGGCGCGACGGCCGAGGAGGCGAUCAUGGUCGAAGACAGCAUGAAGAACAUCCGCGCGGCCAAGGCGAUUGGAAUGCGCACCGUGCUGGUGCGCGGCAGGCAGGGCGGCGACGACGCGAGCAAGGCGGCGGCCGAGGCGACCAAGCCGGGCGACGCGCCGCAGGAGGACGACCCCGCGAUCGACGUGGUCAUCGACGCGGCGAACGAGCUCGAGGCGGCGCUGCCGUGCUUGUGGCAGACGCCGGCUGUGUGGAAGCCGCCCGCGAGAUAGACAUAGAGCCCGCCCGAGGUGAUUUCUCCGCGGCCGCGCGCAACCGCAAGCGUGGCCGCCGUGGAGGGGUGAUAA
Messenger RNA from Emiliania huxleyi CCMP1516, 920 nucleotides. RefSeq lists its product as hypothetical. The record is from RefSeq and is a predicted model, not a curated record. The transcript has a single exon. NCBI's taxonomy places the organism in Eukaryota, Haptophyta, Isochrysidales, Noelaerhabdaceae. Bases 66 to 845 code for a protein of 259 amino acids.